Messenger RNA from Aegilops tauschii subsp. strangulata, 822 nucleotides. RefSeq lists its product as uncharacterized. NCBI's taxonomy places the organism in Eukaryota, Viridiplantae, Streptophyta, Magnoliopsida, Poales, Poaceae. The record is from RefSeq and is a predicted model, not a curated record.
AUGGAAGAUGAAUAUCCAGAGGAGCCUAGCAGCCGUGCUAGAUUUGAUGACACUGGAGAUGAAGAGAGGGAGGAGAACAUCGACUCCUUAGUUUUACAAGAAUAUGAUGUGACUAGAAAUUGCAUUCUCACUGAAAACUCCUAUGAGGUUGAUAGGAGUGAGCCAGGAAGAUUCACUGUUCAUUGCCCUUAUGAUAGGUGUAGGUGGAGGUUCCAUGCAUCCACUAUGCUAAAGAGCAAAUUGAUUCAGAUAAAAAACAACCCACACGGGCACACUUGCCCACCUGUAGGGGGAGGAGGAAAGGACAAAUCAAAGCUUGCAAAGACUAGGUGGGUGGCAGAUGCAAUCUUGGAUUGGGUGAGGGAAACACCAACAAUUGGUCCAAUAGCACUCCAUGGGAAGCUAUUUGAGAAGUACAAGAUUAAUGUACCUUACAUGAGGAUUUUCUAUGCUAAGGAAAGGGCUCUUGAUAGGAUUAAUGGUCCAUGGAAUGAGAGUUUUCAGUUGCUUUACACCUUCAAAGCUGAAGUGGAGACGGCUAGUCCAGGGAGUGAUGUAGAGAUUGACAAGCAUAUAGUUCAGUACAAAUUAAAAGGGAAGACAGUGGAGAAGGAGUGCUUCAGGAGGGCUUUUGUUUGUUUCAAGGCUUGCUGGCAGGGGUUUCUAAAUGGUUGUAGGCCCUAUUUGGCUAUCGACGCAACUACUUUGAAUGGAAGAUGGAGAGGCCAGCUAGCAGCAGCUUCUGCAGUUGAUGGACACAACUGGCUAUUCCCAGUUGCAUUUGGUGUGUUGGAGGCAGACUCCAAGGGGAGUUGGGUCUAG